Molecule: messenger RNA, 483 nt
Organism: Colletes gigas
Lineage: Eukaryota; Metazoa; Arthropoda; Insecta; Hymenoptera; Colletidae
Product: chymotrypsin inhibitor-like
Exons: 3
Coding region: 99-332 (77 amino acids)
Source: RefSeq, a predicted model, not a curated record
GAUAUGUUGGACAGUGUUUCGUAACACCACUAUAUAAAGCCGAGUAGUUUCUACAAGUUUUAGUGUCAAUCGUAAGCUUCUCAGGAAAUAGACCUGCAAUGUCUCGAAUCGUUCUUGUUCUACUCGUCGCCCUGGCAGUAUUCUCUGCUAGUACUUCCGGUCAACAGUGCGGUGUGAACGAAGAAUUCAAGAGCUGUGGAUCGCAAUGUGAACCUUCGUGCGCCCAACCCAAGAUUGAUUUCUGCACAUUCAACUGUAAGAUCGGCUGUCAGUGCAAGGAUGGAUUCUUGAGAAACGACGCGGGAGCGUGUGUCUCUCCUGAAAGUUGUUAAUACCGUCACCGAAGGCACGAAAAAAUGUUUCUAACAAUUUUUCUGGAUGUUAUUUCUCUAUUCUUCGCUAUUAUCGUCCGAUGUUGUUUUUGCUGAAUCAAGAUUCAAAAUGAAAUGUAAGAAAAUAUAAAUAAACAAUUGUUAACUUAAA